Messenger RNA from Mesorhabditis spiculigera, 270 nucleotides. Lineage: Eukaryota; Metazoa; Nematoda; Chromadorea; Rhabditida; Rhabditidae. The record is from the annotation of a GenBank genome assembly.
AUGACAAACAAGCCGAAGAUCGUUGCCACCGUCUCGGUCAGAAGAAGCCCGUACAGGUUAUGCGCCUUGUCGCUAAAGAUUCCGUCGAGGAAGGCAUGGAAAAGACUGGCCAAACUGGAGCUGGAUCUCGAACAUGAAGUGACGAUUGCUGCUCGUGGAGCUCCUGCUGCUGCCGAUGCGGAAGGGACUGAAGGCCACAGCGAUGAAGAAGAGGACGCCAAUGAGCUGAGACGCAUCAUGACUCAGGCCAGGGCCGUUCGACGUCGCAAG